This is a messenger RNA of Staurois parvus, 231 nucleotides long. The record is from the annotation of a GenBank genome assembly. Lineage: Eukaryota; Metazoa; Chordata; Amphibia; Anura; Ranidae.
GUCCUAAAGUGCGGGAAAGUCUCUCAGGGAAGUUCAAUCUCUAUAGAAACCAGAUAUCUCACAUGGGGGAGAAGUAAUCCUGUUUUGAGUGUGGGAAAUGUUUUUCAUGUAAGUCGUAUUUUUAUAUAUACCAGUGAUAACACAAGAGGGAGCAGCCAUACCCUUGUUCAGAGUGCGGGAAAUGUUUUUCACAGAAGUCCAGCCUGCAUAUAUAUCAGAGACCUCACAUGA